UAAAUUAUUUAAAAUAUUUUGUAACAGGAGAUAAUGACUACUUUACAAGCUUAUGUUAUUGCCGAGUUUCACGACGGUAUACAAAUAAUUCCUAAAUCGUGGAUCAAUGAUGAUGUAACAAAAGUUCGUUGGCCAUUAUUUUCUUCACAAAAACGAUUUGACAAAGCAGUCAAAGAAAUGGAAAAGUGGCAAGAGUCAUGGCCUGAAUUUCCAUUAAAGGGAAUUAUAGGAAGCACGUCAUCGUACGAGAAAGCUCGGCAAAAACUGAGAGAUGCUGAAAUUUUCUCAGACAUACCUUCGGGUUCUGACAGAGACGAAAUUUUAAAACGUUCGAGGAAAACAAGGGCCAAGUAUGUUCGAAGCACCAACGAAGAAACCGAAUCAGAAGACGAACGAAUAAUAAAGACUCCACAGUUUCCUAAAUUUCCGGAAAAGAAUUUGACCAAAAAUAUAAAAACUAAUGAAAUAAAGAAAGGAAAUGAAGUAGCUUCUCUUAAACUGUGUAAGGAAAACAUAUUAAUGCGUACAUCUAGUGCUAAGUUGUCUUCUAAAAUUCAAAAGGGCGGCGAGGUGGUAGAAAAUGAAAAUGGAAGAAAACUUGUAGAAGUAGUGAAAAAGGUUGUGAAAAAUGUGCCAAGUACACUAAAAUCUGAUUCUGAGAUGAGCGGUUUUCUUGAGAUCUUUUCAGAGGACGAAGGACUUGUUAACUCAUUGAAUCAUACGGAAUCUAGUGCCAUCGGCAAAGAGAAAGAAAAUAAUUACCAAAGAUUUAUUGUUCGGAAAUUAAUUUCUCUGCAUUUACAAGUGAAAGCUUUAAGAGAAGGGCAAGAAAAAAUUUUACAAAAAUUCGAGUCCUUUUCGGAACAACAAACUCGCCAAUUUCAAAGUUCCGAAGAAAUUGAAACUAUUGACAUUUGGUGUAAUCUUCCACUGAAAGAUGAAAGGAGUCUACAAGAAUUAGAAAUUAAGCUUAAGGAGGACGAAAAUUAUAGGAAAAAAAUGAUUAAGGAGUUUGCAAAUUUAGGAGGCCAAAAUGUGAAAACUUCAGCUUUAAAACUAAUGCGGAAAAUAUUUACAAACGAACUCGCCGUUCAAUAUAGCUGGGUCGGAGGCAAAAAGAAAAAUAUUUUUGUGGACUUAAUGAUAUGCAAAGUUAUACUUAGUGCGUUGAGAAAACAUUAUCAAAAUUCCACGGAGGAAGAACUGUCAGCUCCGAUAAAAAUUUGGCUCGCUCACGCCAAAGAGCGAUGUUCAAAAGCUACGCUUAACACGCAGAAUUAAUUUUGUUUUUUUUUCGCAAUUUUUUUGUUACGCUGUUUCCAAAGUGUAUACUCCCGAGAAAACUGUAUUCUCAGGGAAUUUUAUUAUUUUAUAUAAGUUAUAUAAAAUAAUAAAAUUUCUCGUAUAUUUUAUAUAAAUUAUAUAAAAUAUUUGAUUAUAUUAA
Messenger RNA from Monomorium pharaonis (pharaoh ant), 1444 nucleotides. RefSeq lists its product as uncharacterized. Bases 34 to 1281 code for a protein of 415 amino acids. Lineage: Eukaryota; Metazoa; Arthropoda; Insecta; Hymenoptera; Formicidae. The record is from RefSeq and is a predicted model, not a curated record. The transcript is spliced from 7 exons.